AUGACCUCUUCUCUUAAUGAGUUAAACUUGGUUCAAGUGCUUGAACAGGCAAGUAAUCCACAACAUAUUAGGUCUGAAGUUCAAAAAUUAGCCGAACAACAACUAAAGCAAUGGGAAACUCAGGCCGGAUUCCAUUUCUUAUUGCAGUCGAUAUAUCUCAAUUUGUCAAAUUCAUUGCAAAUUAGAUGGUUGGCGGUAAUUCAGUUUAAAAACGGUGUGGAUAAGUAUUGGAGGUCCUCUAGAGUUAACGCUAUACCUAAAGACGAAAAGGCUUCCAUUAGAGGUCGUCUUUUUGAAAUGAUCGAUGAACAAAACAAUCAACUUUGUAUACAAAAUGCACAAGCUGCAGCAAGGAUUGCAAGACUAGAUUUCCCGGUAGAAUGGCCAAAUUUAUUUGAGGACUUGGAAAACCUAUUAAACGAUGAGACCAUAAGAAAAGACUCGAUUAAAAUUUAUAACAUAUUGAUGCAUGUGAAUCAAAUCAUUAAAGUACUAGGUACGGCGAGAAUAGGAAGAUGUCGACCUGCUAUGCAAAGUAAAGUUCCUUUGAUAUUCCCAUUAAUUGUUAGGAUAUACUUACAAUUCUUUGAAAAUUGGACAACUUCCUCCAACCUCAACUAUGAAAAUCUGUCCAGUUUGCAGGUUUCUUAUUUAUCACUAAAAGUUUUAAGAAGAAUAAUUUGUGAAGGGUAUGAACGUCCUCAAACUGAUCAAUCCGUUUGCGAUUUUAUUAAGCUAUCUGUUUCACACUUUGAGAUGCUGAUUUCAAACCAUGAAAACUUUAGGAAAUUUGACAUUUACGAAAAAUUUAUCAAAUGCUUAGGUAAAUUAUACUUUAAUUUAGUAACUGGAUCUCCGGCUAAUUUCAUAUUACUCCCAUGUUCUACUCAAAUUCUAAUUACCUACACUAGGUUGAUUUUUAACAAAGCUCCUAUAGUAUAUAAAGAGAAUUCUGACGUUACUGGGGACUUUUGGGAACAAAAUGCUAUCAGAGGACUUUUAAUUCUUAAGAGAGUCAUUAAUUUCAUUCACAAAAAAGGUGCCAUUACUUUAAAAGCAAGAAGCGAUAAGCUAACGAUAGAUGCUUCUAUCAACAAAAUAAAUACAGAGUUUUUGAAUGAAAAUUUAAUCACAAGGUUGGUCGAUAAUUUAAUGGAAUGGUACUUGAGGUUAAGACCAACUGAACUAGAAAAUUGGUUUAUGGACCCAGAAGAAUGGAUAAACGAACAAAUGGCUACGAGUUACGAAUACCAAAUCAGACCCUGUGCAGAAAAUUUUUUUCAAGACUUGAUAAACACUUUCUCUGAACUGUUAGUUCCAUACUUAUUGAAGAAAAUUGAAAGUGAUGCCUCAGAACUGUCAAACUCAUUGGACGAUUUUUUGAGAAAAGACGCAAUUUACGCAAGUUUCCAAUUAAGUGCAUCUGCUGUUAGUGAAAUGGUAGAUUUUGACAGAUUGCUAAUUCAGGUUUUUUUACCAGAAGCAACGAAUACGAACAUAUCGGGUGAUGAGUUGAAGAUUAUUCGAAGGAGAGUUGCUUUGAUUAUAAACGAAUGGUCUAUCGUUAAAUGUUCCGAGGAGUCUAAAAGUUCAUGUUACAAAUUAUUCACGAAUUUCUUAACUAACGAAGAUGACAAAGUUGUUUUGUUAACUACUGUCCAAACAAUCAGAACUAUGAUUGAUGAUUGGAAUUUCAACAAGGAUACAUUUCAGCCAUUUUUGACUGAGAAUGUUCAUUUAUUAUUGAGAAAAAUCCUACCAUCCGUUUCGUUAACUGAGACUAGAUUGUAUGUUCUAAAUACAUUAAGUGACAUAAUAAUCCAAACAAAACCAUUGAUUAGCAGAGAUCUAUUAGUCGAAAUUUUACAAAUCAUACCAAAUCUUUGGGAAAUAGCAACAAAUAAUGCUGCCGAAGCUAUUUUGGCAAAUGCAUUAUUGAGGUUAUUGAGACACUUGGUAUCAUCUUUAGGUCCACAGUCGCACUUAACAUGGGAUAUCGCCAUACCCGUGGUUGCAUUAGCAUGCGAUCCCUCUUCUAUGCAAUAUCAAUUAUUAAGCGAAGACGGGUAUGAACUAUGGGGUAUGCUUCUUCAAAAUUUUUCGUCACAAGAACAAGAAUUUGAUGAUAAGUUAGUUGAGUUGGUACCGUUUCUUAAGUAUGGUAUCGAGACACACACAGAGAUUCUACCAACUUUACUUGAAAUUAUCAAGAGUUAUACAUUGAUUUUGAAUCCUGUGGGAUUUUUCGCUAACAACACAUUUCAAGAUAUUUUUAAACAAAUGUCCAAAUAUCUCUUGAAGUUGAGGGAGGAUUCGUUUCAAUUGAUUCUAGAAAUUUGGGAAAUUUUAAUAUUAUCAAAUGAGUCGGACUACGAAAAUCUUCUGUUGCAGAAUUUCUAUGAAACUGGUGUAUUAUCAGCUUUAUUCGAUGCGAUUUUUUUAGAGGAAGCUCCUUCAUCUUAUUUAUGCUCUCAAAUCAUUCAGGUUAUCGCUCGGAUCGCAUACGUAAAUCCCGACGCCUUAAUGAAUUUCUUAGCUGCUUAUCAUGAAAACCUGCCAAAUUUUCAUGAAAAUAUGCACAUGUCGGAAUCGAUAAGAAAAGUAGUAUCCAAGGACCAGCCGUUCGAUUUCGUUGUAAACAAGCUUCUAACUGGAUGGAUAGUAUGUUUUAAAGAUAUCUUUGAUCCUAAAUUUAAGAAAGUUCAUAUAUUGGGGAUCUCAAGUUUAUUAAGGACUGGCUUAGUCCCUAUUUUGACUGAGUUCUCAUCCAUUGCAUCUUUGUGGAUCGAAAUGCUGGAAGAAAUCAACGAAAGUAAUAAUGGAGAUUGCGAAAAGUACCAUUUAAAUGAUAUUGUCACAGAACAGUCAAUUGCCUUCCAUCCUUUAACCUCCGAACAAUUGAGAUAUCAUGAAUUAUGCAAAACCAAUGAUCCGGUGCACAACAUCAGUUUAAAAAAUUUUAUAUCUCAAACUAUGGAAUAUCUUGAAUCACAUCUAGGAGUAGAAAGAUACCAAGAAUUUCUGAAAACUAUUAACCCUAAUUUAUUAGAGAAUCUGCAAAUGUUUUUGUCCAUCCAGCCACAAGAGCGUCAUUCAUAA
Molecule: messenger RNA, 3099 nt
Organism: Saccharomyces mikatae IFO 1815
Lineage: Eukaryota; Fungi; Ascomycota; Saccharomycetes; Saccharomycetales; Saccharomycetaceae
Gene: KAP120
Product: karyopherin KAP120
Exons: 1
Coding region: 1-3099 (1032 amino acids)
Biological process (GO): protein import into nucleus
Cellular component (GO): cytosol; nuclear envelope
Molecular function (GO): small GTPase binding
Source: RefSeq, a predicted model, not a curated record